UUCAAAAAAUAAAAUAAAUAAAAACCGUUCAAAUGUCAUCAUAGAUACUUUUAUGUCUAGAUCGAAUGUAUACACUAAGUCAGUAUCGACGUGUUUAAAUAUAAAUAGCGCUUCAAAUCACGUACAUUUAGUAUAUUUAAUGUAUACAUUCGAUUUAGAUAUAAAAGUGUCAAGGUGUAUUACGUAUAGCAAAACGAUCGAUUAAUUCCAUCCGAGCUAAACUAAAUUAAUUGCGUCUAAUAAUUGAUAUCAUUGGCGCUUAUCGAUCGCAUUGGAUAUCAAUCGCGUGAUAUCUGACCUAUAUCUAGACUAUAAAAGAAAUGUUAUUAAUGUCGAAAGUUGAUAUCUUCGAAGAAAAAAAUCACGUAAAAUUAUCACGAAGAUGGCUGUUCCGGCGAUCGCAUUGUUUCCUACUUUAUUAGCGUCCAUUGUGAUGAAUGAUACGAAUCCGAAUUAUACGUUUUUCGCCGAUGAUCAUGGAAUAUCGUUCUUGAUCGAUAUCAGCGAGCCUGCAUAUUAUACGCUCUUCGAACUCACAAAGAUCGAGCAAUCUGCUCGCGAGACUUCCUUCUUUCUGUACACUCAAAACAAUCGGAAAAUUGGACAGCAAUUAUUUAUCGACGAUAUAGAAAGCGUGAAAAAUAGUUUUUGGAAUCCUCAUCGUUCCACUUAUAUCGUCACUCACGGAUGGCGAGGAGAUACGGAUCCUGGAUCCUCUUGCACCUUGAUUCGAGACGCUUAUCUCAGCACCGGCGACUACAACGUCAUCCUGGCUGACUGGCGAACCGCGGCGGGAAAUCUUUUAUACUGGAAAGUCGUGAAAAGCGUACCGCUCGUGGCGGAACAUCUGACUCGGUUCAUCAAUUUCCUGGUGAAGAAUGCAGGUCUCGAUACCAAGAGAACUAGGCUAACAGGACAUUCUUUGGGUGGACAUAUUGUCGGUCUUGCCGCACGUGCCAUCGAUAGCAAUAUCGCCGAAGUGAUGGCUCUAGAUCCCGCGAAACCUAUGUACAAUUCGAAAGGACCAGGCGAAAGGGUGGACAAAACGGACGCGGAUUUCGUGCAGGUGAUCCACACGAGUUCCAUCGGUAUCACGAAACCGAUCGGCGACGCCGAUUUUUAUCCGAACGGCGGUAACAAGCAGCCGGGAUGCAGCGUAAUCGUGCCAGGGUGCGCGCACUCGCGCGCUUAUGAAUAUUACGCCGAAUCUAUCAUGAACCCAACAGGUUUCCGCGCCGGCGAAGUAUUCAUGGGCGGACCCAAGUUGGAUUCAAAGGCACAAGGAUCGUACACUCUACAGACCCGCGAAUCAUCACCCUUUGCACUCGGAUGACGAUCAACGUUAUCGUUUUAUAGCCACCUCUCGUAAAUAUUUCUAUGAUGUCAAAAAUAAACUUUGUCACAAACACUCUAAUCAAUUCUCUUCAUAUUAUUCAAAUAAAUUA
Molecule: messenger RNA, 1445 nt
Organism: Nylanderia fulva
Lineage: Eukaryota; Metazoa; Arthropoda; Insecta; Hymenoptera; Formicidae
Product: lipase member H
Biological process (GO): lipid catabolic process
Molecular function (GO): lipase activity; serine hydrolase activity
Source: RefSeq, a predicted model, not a curated record